CUCAAAGAUGUCUGACUAUCGUGGGCUCAUACUCUGACCAAAUUUCAGAAUUGUAAAUUUUUCUAUUAUUUGUGACGUAUUAGGUACAAAAAAAAUUGACGUCGCAUGUAAUUGCGACUCCUAACCUAGAUUAACACGACAAUGGUUAAAAAAAAGAGACAAAGCGAUCCUAGCGAAAAUGGAGACGAGUCGACUGAAUCGUGCGAUGAAACUGUUAAGUCCACAUGUCACCAUGUAGCUAAAGCAGUAGACCUCACGCGCCUGAAGAAAUCCCUCAAAAAUGGGGGUUUCGAGAAGGAAUGCGCGGAAUGUAAGAAAAGUGCAAGUACUGAAGUAGCUGACCCAAAUUAUGAAGAAGAUCUCUCGCUAUGGAUGUGUUUGCGCUGUGGGACACAACUAUGCGGACGUACACGUAAUAAACAUGCUCUGAACCAUUUCAACACGCCCCACUCUGACUGCCAUGCCUUAACAGCCAAUACCACAACUUGGGAGAUAUAUUGCUAUAAUUGCAACAAUGAAGUUACAGCUUCCAGUUCGAAAAAACUUCAUGAAUGUGUUGAAUAUUUAAAAAAGCAAUCAUCUAGUAAUCCUAAGUUACCACCAAUAGAACUGCCCUUCGAUAACCAAGGAUCCAAGCCCUUAGAACUUACAAUGCCAUUAGAAACAAUGUCAAGGAAUGAUAAGGGAAAAGAUAAGGCGAUGGCAUUGAACUUGCCAAGAGUGAGAGGUUUAACAAAUUUAGGAAACACAUGUUUUUUCAAUUCCGUCAUGCAAUGCUUAGUUCAGACACCUUAUUUGUUAAAUGUUUUGCAAGAAAUGGCAAAUCCUGGUGAAAAAUUUACUUUGCCUGGGGGUAAAUUGACAAUUAAGCCGGACCAAAGUGGUGAGGAGAACAAAGAAGUGGAUCUUCCACCAAUAACUGGACAAUUAGCUGAGUGGGGAAUCUUGACAAAGACCUUAGCUGAGACUUUGGCUGAAUUGCAAGCAGGAGAAGGCGGAGUGUAUACUCCUAGGAAGCUGCUCUCAGCGCUAGUCAACAAGCUGCCCCAGUUCGGCGGCGGUGACCAACACGAUGCCCACGAACUUUUGAGACAUUUGCUUGAAGCUGUCAGGUCUGAAGACCUACGUCGUUACCAGUCGGUGAUACUAAGCAGUUUGGGUGUUAGUUCCAAGGUUGAUCCAGCAAAAGUUGACGGAGAAAUUAAACAGAAGAUUAAGUUCUAUGGACAACAGGCCUCAGACACGAUGCUCAGACCAGAACAGGUUUUCCGAGGUUUCUUAGUAUCGACCCUCGAGUGCCAGGAGUGCUUCCACCAAUCAGAUCGUUCAGAAUACUUCCUUGAUCUCUCUUUGCCUGUCGCGGCUUCACGUCCUCAGCCACCUGCUCUUGUUAGAAGGAAAACACCCAAUGACGAAAAUAAUUUAUACAAUCCUCAAGAAGAGAAUAAACCUUCAAAAUAUCAACUGAAGAAAGAACGAGUUGCUAGAAAGGCUGCUAGGAAAAAAGCAAAUUCAAUUUCCAAAGAAAAGGCCUCUCCGACGGAAGCCAACGGAUCUAAGGAAGAAGGCAAAUCUUCAUCUGAACAAUCCGAUGCCGAUGUUGAAGACAAUCUCGAAGACCUCCCGCGGCAGACGGAGACGCACUCCGUGUCCACGGGGACGCAGGCCAUCGCUCACACGGCCGCCAACUUCGCCGCCUACCACAUGGAGUCGGGGUACAACUCCGAGAAGGUCAUCAGCUCUGACUCCAUAAGAACGAGCCCCGUCGAUCUAGACAAGGAAAAGACGGACAACACACCAGAAUCGGCCGAUAAGGAUAAAGAAUACGCAGAAGUCGGUACGUCGACAACGGCUAUAGCGCUCGAAUAUAAACCUCUCGUAUCUUUAGAGAACUUCUCGAACCCAGAUUCCGGAGUCGCCAGUCCCGAAGCGACCAAGCACAAUUCAACAGAAACAGUCGAUAACGUAGAUUCUCCUUUGAACGGAAAAGAGUUGGGCAGCCAUAGUUCGUUAUCGAGUGAAAUCAACCUGGACCUAUCGAGUCCGCAACACAACAAACUGUCACCCGUCAAGAGCGACUACGAAAGACCAGUCUCGAGAAUAUCCUUCGCUCCGGAGUAUAGCAACGAGGUCGUCUCCCGAGGUAUCAGCGUGCAAGCUUGCAGGGAUCUCUUCGAAAAUAGCUGGGAGUUCAAUAAUGCCAGAAUCGAAGAUUCCAUUUACAACGAGAUGUAUGAUGAUGAAGUCACAAGUAAGUUAGAAAAAUUAAAGCUCGACAUGGACGAGGUGAAGCCGAAGCCAACCCUACCGUCGCCGGUCGCGGCCGAAGCGUCGCAGGAGCCCCCGCCGACGGUUCCCCGCGCCAAAGCGAACGACGUCGACGCCGACAAGAAUACGAACCGCGACUUCCUGUCCUUCUCCCGACAGAGUCCGCUGUCGCCGCGCUACGUGUGCGACGAGGACGAGUGCAGCAUCCAAUCUUGUCUCGGGCAGUUCACGGCGCUCGAGCUGCUCACCGGCAACAACAAGGUCAGCUGCGAGACCUGCACCGAGAAGAUCAACGGCAAGGACGGCAAGACCGUGUACACGAACGCCACCAAGCGCUUCCUCGUGUCGAGCCCGCCGGCCGUGCUCAUCCUGCACCUGAAGCGUUUCCAGCUCGGGCCGCGCUGCAUGUUCCGCAAGAUGUCGAAGCACGUGGACUUCCCGACGGUGCUGAACCUGGCGCCCUUCUGCGCGCCGAACGAGCGGCGUGCGCGCGGGGGGCUGCUGUACUCGCUGUACGGCGUGGUGGAGCACUCGGGCGGCAUGCACGGCGGGCACUACGUGGCCUACGUCAAGGUGCGGCCGGGGGCCCCGCGGCGCUGCUUCCUGCCGGCGGCCGGCGCCGACUCCGAGUCGGAGCUGUCGGGCUACGAGUCGGGCGAGGGCCCGGCGGGGGCCCCGGCGCCGCGCGGCCGCUGGUUCUACGUGUCCGACAGCAUGGUGUCCGAGGUGUCGGAGGACAAGGUGCUGCGCGCGCAGGCCUACCUGCUGUUCUACGAGCGCAUCCUGUGAGGCGAGCGCGCUGUACAUAGCCUCCUUUUCCGCGACGCUCGGGUCGGAUUGUAAUUUAUUGUCGUGGCGAUCGUGACUUCUCCGGAGUCGACUCGUUUCGUAGGUUUCAUACGGUUCCUGUGUUCGUUUAGUGGACGUUUGCGUUUUGUGAACGUGAACGUGCGUGCGUCCUUUCAUGUAUCGUUGAAUAUAUAACGCUAUGUAAUUAUGUUUUCGUUUAUACAUAUAUCGGUGGUUCCGUCGAUUUAUAAUCAUAAUGACAGAGAUUGCAUGUUUUAUCUGAAGUUUUGUGUCUAAAGGUGCUCCUACACACGAAACAAACUAAACUUAAAAAAAAACGUAGAAUUACUUCCAUUUAGCUUUCACCUUACCAUCUUAUAAAUUAAAAUUACCUAAAAUGGAAUGAAUCAUAAAAUGAUUAUUCUCCUUAAUAACUGCCAUUGCCUUAAAAUCACAAGUACAAAAAUACAACUCCAAUUAUUUCUUUUAAAGCGCUGCAGUGCUAUAAAUCUUAAAUAAGUUGUAGUUCGUGAUGUAAGCUGCACUCUUCCAGUUAAUAGCUUUAGUUAAAAAAAAUAUAUACAAGACAGUGUCGGUGCACCUUUAUUUUAACAUAUUUAUUUAUAAUAAUAAAUGUAGAAUGAUUUUAUUAAGGCUUAAAUUUAUCACACGAAAGUAACGUAAUUUUUUUUUAUUGUAUUUUACUGAACAGAACAACUUUCCUCAAUGGUCUAGUCUUCCAUUGAAGUGUCAACAUUUUAAACGUAAAGUUAGUUUUGGCUAUAAGUAUACUAUAACAGCAUUGAUAUUUAACGCCCUGAAAAUAUUAUUUAUUAUGUUUUGUGAUGUCUCAUUAUGGAAGUGGUCUCACGUGACAAAAUAAAGCAAUUGCACUAAAGAAUCUGACAGACCUACGACUUACUUGGUUGCACGUUUACUUUAAAAGUUAACUUUUUUUUAGCGCAAUUAUGUCCAAUCCUUUCAUUUUGUCGUUAUGAUAUUUUUUUAGAAUAUCAGAUGCGUAGUUUACUUUGUUAUCACUAACUGUUGUAAUAAGAUUUGGUUUUGUUUUUAUUGUGAGAACCACUACACUGUAGACGACGUUAAUCUUAGCGAAAGUAUUGUUAUACAGACAUACCACACUCCUGUUUUAUAUUACUUACUAAUUAGUUGAGUGCUCAAUUUAGUUAAUGCAGGUCCGUGUUUGACUAAUAAUAUUCGUUGCGUGAAGUUUACAGUGAAAUAACACAAAAACUUAGCUAUUACAGAUGAUAAAUAUCACGAUAGCAGAUUAAAAAAUAUAAAAUAUAUCUAUGAAAUUUACAUUAGUGUAAUAUAAGUUUUGAGCUAUGUACAUUAUAGAAACUACUUCGAUUUGACUAUGGGCCUUGUUGUUUGAAAUAUAGAUCGGUAAUACACGAGAAAAUUCUAGUAGCAACAUUGUAAUACAAAGUAUAUUAAAAUUUCGCGGAUUAUAUUAAAACUUAUCGACAUUGGCAACUCAAACUUAUAAAUUGCAACUAAUUUUGUAUACAGAUUUUUUACUGCAAGCUGUCAGUAGUUGUAAUUUCACUGUAAGAUUCUAGAACGUUCUCUCUUGUAAGUAUGGCUAUUUGUGACGAUAGUUAACCCGAGUUGAUUAUGUUAUUGUAUUUGAUAAUUUUGUAAAUUGAAACCACAUAUUGUGUUAUGAACAGGUGUAUUAAAUAAAAUAGUUUUAAAGCACA
Nymphalis io (European peacock) is the source of this 4784-nucleotide messenger RNA. RefSeq names its product ubiquitin carboxyl-terminal hydrolase 16 (gene Usp16-45). Gene Ontology annotation, molecular function: cysteine-type endopeptidase activity; zinc ion binding; cysteine-type deubiquitinase activity. Lineage: Eukaryota; Metazoa; Arthropoda; Insecta; Lepidoptera; Nymphalidae. The coding region runs from base 142 to 3057 and encodes 971 amino acids. The transcript is spliced from 7 exons. The record is from RefSeq and is a predicted model, not a curated record. Gene Ontology annotation, cellular component: cytosol; nucleus. Gene Ontology annotation, biological process: protein deubiquitination.